Pongo pygmaeus (Bornean orangutan) is the source of this 4230-nucleotide messenger RNA. It is a transcript of the gene ZNF329, whose product is annotated as zinc finger protein 329. Gene Ontology annotation, cellular component: nucleus. The transcript is spliced from 5 exons. Gene Ontology annotation, biological process: regulation of transcription by RNA polymerase II. Lineage: Eukaryota; Metazoa; Chordata; Mammalia; Primates; Hominidae. The record is from RefSeq and is a predicted model, not a curated record. Gene Ontology annotation, molecular function: RNA polymerase II cis-regulatory region sequence-specific DNA binding; DNA-binding transcription factor activity, RNA polymerase II-specific. The coding region runs from base 1047 to 2672 and encodes 541 amino acids.
GCCGAGGGUCCGGCGUCCGCCUUGGCGGGUGGGCGUGAUGACCCGCACUCCCCAAGCCACUGCGGGAUAGAGAGGGGCCGGGGCCUCUCAGGGGUGGCCGCGACCGGGGCGGCCCAGGACACGGCUGCGGGUUCCGGCCAACAGGCCCGGAGUCGCGGCCUCGGCUCCGCCGUGGAUGCACGGGGUAGGGCUGCGGGGACUCCUGUGGGCUCCGCGUCUGCGGCUGGCAGGAAUGGGGAUCGUCCCCAGAUCCCGCCUUCCUGGCAGGGCCUCCGCUCCCUGCGAUCCUGCCCACAGUCCAAGGAUCCUCCUCGCCUCUCGCGGACUGCGGCGUCAGCCGCCCGAGCCGUUCCCCGGACACCUGGCCAGGUGACGGCCCCCCACCUCCGCCUGGGGAGGGGGUGGUCUGCGAGUCCCCCUCACCCCCAGCAGACGUUCCCGAGCUCAGGAGGAAAAAAAGGACGAGGAGGGGGCUGCUUAUGAGUCUGUCGGUGUUGAUUUAGUAGUUGUGGAAUGUGAGCCCUGGGGAAAUAAGUGGAAGAGGCAUGUACCGUGUGGCUCCACUGGGGCGUUCGCGAAUGCCUCCUGGAGGAGGAGACCAACCAGAAAGAAGAGGCAGCGUCCAGCAACUGGACAAAGAGGACUGGGGCUGGAGUGUGAUGGUACGGUCUCAGCUCACUGCAACCUCCGCCUCCCAGGUUCAAGUGAUUCUCUUGCCUCAGCCUCCCGAGGAGCUGGGAUUACAGGCGCCUGCUACCACGCCUGGCUACUUUUUGUAUUUUUAGUGGAGACGGGGUUUUACCCUGUUGGCCAGGCUGGUCUUGAACUCCUGACCUUAGGGUCUUGCUGUCUCACCCAGGCUGGAGUGCAGUGGCACGAUCACAGUUCACUGAAGCCUUGAGCUCCUGGGCUCCCAAGUAGCUGGUACUUCAGAGAUGGCUGGAGCUAUGUGGAUGGGCAUAAAUGGCUAAUGUCCAGCAACCAUCGAUGUCAAGUAUCCACACACCUGGCCUGAGUGGAUCCCUCUGCCUUUCAGAGUUUGGGAUAUGAGAUUGAAAAUGACAACUUGGAAUUUUCCUGAGAGAGAAGUACCCUGUGAUGUAGAAGUGGAAAGAUUCACAAGGGAAAUUCCCUGCUUGUCCAGUUUAGGUGAUGGUUGGGACUGUGAGAACCAGGAGGGACACUUGAGACAAUCAGCUUUAACUCUGGAGAAACCAGGGACUCAGGAAGCAAUUUGUGAAUAUCCUGGUUUUGGGGAGCAUUUGAUUGCAAGCUCAGACCUUCCACCGUCUCAGAGAGUUCUGGCAACAAAUGGUUUCCAUGCGCCUGACUCAAAUGUUAGUGGUCUGGAUUAUGACCCUGCCUUACCCAGCUAUCCUAAAAGUUAUGCAGGUAAGAGAACUGGUGACAGUGAUGCCUGUGGAAAAGGCUUCAACCAUUCCAUGGAAGUUAUUCAUGGAAGAAAUCCAGUGAGAGAAAAGCCCUACAAAUACCCUGAAAGUGUUAAGUCUUUUAAUCAUUUUACCUCUCUUGGUCAUCAGAAAAUAAUGAAAAGAGGCAAGAAAUCAUAUGAAGGUAAGGAUUUUGAGGACAUCUUUACUCUGAGCUCAUCGCUUAAUGAAAACCAGAGAAAUCUCCCUGGGGAGAAACAAUAUAGAUGUACUGAAUGUGGCAAAUGCUUCAAACGGAACUCUUCUCUUGUUUUGCAUCACCGAACUCACACUGGAGAGAAGCCUUAUACUUGUAAUGAGUGUGGAAAGUCCUUCUCCAAGAACUACAACCUGAUUGUGCAUCAAAGGAUCCACACAGGAGAGAAGCCCUAUGAAUGCAGUAAAUGUGGGAAAGCUUUCAGUGAUGGGUCAGCUCUGACGCAGCAUCAGAGAAUUCACACAGGCGAGAAACCUUAUGAAUGCCUAGAGUGUGGAAAAACCUUCAACCGAAAUUCAUCCUUAAUUUUGCACCAAAGAACUCAUACAGGGGAAAAACCAUAUAGAUGUAAUGAGUGCGGGAAACCCUUCACUGACAUCUCCCACCUUACAGUGCAUCUCAGAAUCCACACCGGUGAGAAGCCCUAUGAGUGUAGCAAAUGUGGAAAGGCUUUCCGGGACGGCUCGUACCUCACCCAGCAUGAGAGGACUCACACUGGAGAAAAGCCCUUUGAGUGUGCAGAGUGCGGGAAAUCCUUCAACAGAAACUCUCACCUCAUUGUGCAUCAAAAGAUCCAUUCUGGGGAGAAACCCUAUGAAUGUAAAGAAUGUGGCAAGACUUUCAUCGAGAGUGCAUACCUCAUCAGGCACCAGAGGAUUCAUACUGGCGAGAAGCCCUAUGGCUGCAACCAGUGUCAGAAACUUUUCAGGAAUAUCGCUGGCCUCAUUAGGCACCAGAGGACUCAUACUGGUGAGAAGCCCUAUGAGUGUAAUCAGUGUGGCAAAGCCUUCAGGGACAGCUCCUGUCUGACCAAGCACCAGAGAAUUCACACUAAGGAGACCCCAUAUCAGUGUCCAGAAUGUGGGAAGUCCUUCAAGCAGAACUCUCAUCUGGCAGUACAUCAGAGACUCCAUAGCAGGGAGGGUCCCAGCCAGUGUCCUCAGUGUGGAAAAACGUUCCAAAAGAACUCAUCCCUUGUUCGACAUCAAAGAGCACACCUGGGAGAGCAACCCAUGGAAACAUAAUGGUUGGGGGCCACAUGAGUCUUCCAGUUCACUCUCACUCCUGUGUUUAGGAGGCGUGUCUUAGAUCUGACUCCUCUCUGGUCAGUAGAAAAGAAUCCUUUAAGCUAUUCAGUAAAUUGAUGAAUGUGAGACAUUGCUGAGCCACACUGUUAAGUCUGCUCAUUGGGGAACUCGGGAGACAACUUAGGAUGAGGGUAUAAAAGUCUUUGGGGAUGAUUCAGUCUGUACCAGACAUGACAGCACACACACUGGAAUGAAAUGUGCAAACAUGGGGGUGACACUUCUGACAGAGCCUGUGAAUGCAUUCAGAACAUGAUUGGAAUGAAGAGCCCUGUAGUUGGGAGUUUCCACCUUGUACAUAAGCAAACACUGAAUCAACUUUUUUUUUUUUUUUUUUCCAGACAGUCUCACUGUGCAGUGGCACGAUCUCCACUCACAGCAACCUCUGACUCCCAGGUUCAAGCAGUUCUCCCGCCUCAGCCUCCCAAGAAGCUAGGAUUACAGGUGCCUGCCACCACGCCUGGCUAAUUUUUUGUAUUUUUAGUAGAGACAGGGUUUCACUAUGUUGGCCAGGCUGGUCUUGAACUCCUGACCUCAUGAUCUGCCCACCUCGGCCUCCCAAAGUGUUGGGAUUACAGGCAUGAGACACUGCCUGGCCUGAAUCAACCUUUUUAAGUGUAAUCAGAAAGAGAGGCUUUGACAGGGGCUCUUACUGUGUUUUCUGUAACAACAAAGGUAUACAAUGAGAGAGUCCACACAGUGCUGUACUGCACACACCACAGAAUGUGUGAGAUUUUCCUCUUUGAACGUAUGUCUGCAUUAUACUCCUGUAAUAAUGCUGAGGACUCAUUGCAGGAGGGCAAACUAGGUGAAUAAAUUACCUAUGAAUGAACAAUGAAGUCGUUCCUCUUAAGACUGAAACAAGCAGGCCAGACGUGGUGGCUCACGCCUGUAAUCCCAGCACUUUGGGAGGCCGAGGCAGCCAGAUAAUGAGGUUAGGAGUUCAAGACCAGCCUGGCCAGCAUGGUGAAACCCCAUCUUUACCAAAAAUACAGAAAAUUAGCUGGGCAUAGUAGUGUGUGCCUGUAAUCCCAGCUACUUGGGAAGCUGAGGCAGGAGAAUUGCUUGAACCUGGGAGGUGGAGGUUGCAGUGAGCUAAGAUUGCACUACUGCACUCCAGCCUGGGUGACAGAGCGAGACUCCAUCUCAAAAAAAAAAAAAAAGACUGAAACAAGCUUGUGCUAAGAUGGAAAGGGCUGCUUCUAACAGAUGUGGUUUGUUGCUUUAGCUGUUGAAGCAAAAAUACUGAGUUGUUAUGUUUAUGUUAUCACCCCACCACUACCUCCAUGGUUGUUCAUCUAGGAUGCUUCUAAUUCAGCCACUGUGAACCAUUAUAAAGGUUUUAUUGCCAUGUUAAAAAUGUUUAUAAUAUGGCAAAAAGGGGCAUCAAAUAGAAGAUUUACUAUUAUUCCAGCCAUGUAAAAAUAUGUGCACAUAUGGAUGUGUGUUGAAAGUGGAUGAUGGAGAAAUAAAAUGUGGUUUUCUUUGGGGACUGGAA